Sphaeroforma arctica JP610 is the source of this 354-nucleotide messenger RNA. RefSeq lists its product as hypothetical. The transcript has a single exon. NCBI's taxonomy places the organism in Eukaryota, Ichthyosporea, Ichthyophonida. The annotation marks the transcript as partial. The record is from RefSeq and is a predicted model, not a curated record.
AUGGAGGCCAUCUCAACAGCAGUACAACCAAGCGCAAUAACAAACGCACCCACACCAGCCACGGAAAUUGAGCACGCAGACACCGACACACAGCCACACUCAGCAGCCCACACAGACGCUCGCAGACAAGUCAACACCUCACCACACACACACACGGCCGCAGCCACACCUACACAAGCGGACACCCCCACAAACGGGACGUCGAUAGGGGAGCCCACUAUGUGCAUCACACCAACACCCGACAACCAGAACGACGGAGAGAUGCACCGAGACGGGCCAGAGGCUACAGCUGAAGAUACGAAGAAGAUAGGCACAGGCGGCAAUGGGGCAAGAAGCGAAACAGACCUGACGCAG